CAAACAGUGUGUAUCCUCAAGGAGCUUGACUUAUGCUGAAUUUCCUACCAAGUUCACGUGGAAAGCCAAAACAAGAGAGUGGGUACCAAGACAAAGAAGCACCACAAUCGGAAGACUAUACUUCAUGCGACCUGGAGCCGGAGAGAAAUAUUAUUUAAGGAUGCUCCUUGGUGUCGUGAAGGAGGAUAGGAGUUUUAAAGAACUCAGGACAAUUGAUGGAGUCGUACACUCGACGUUCAGAGAAGCUUGUUGUGCCCGUAGUAUGUUAAAUGACGAUAAAGAUUAUAUAGAUGGACUCAGAACAAAGCCAUUGGGCAACGGGGCAUGAGCUUCGCAUCACAUUUGUUCAUCUCUUACUACAAGAGUCGUUAUCUAUGCCUAAUAUGGCUUGGGAGAAGUGUUGGCCCUAUCUAUCUGAUCUAUUAGGAAGAAUCUCAAUAAUCAAGGAAUGCUUUGGCGGAGGAAGAUGCUAAAUUUAUUUUCACCGUGACGGAGGAUCAAAAGCGUGUUUACGAGACAAUAGUGAGUACACAUAUUUGUACGGGCACAGUGGUACAGGGAAAACAUAUUUGUGGAAGACCUUAUCAGCAUAUGUAAGGCAUCAAGGAAAUAUUGUGUUGAACGUAACUUCAAGUGCGAUCACAUCAUUGUUCCAAGUGGAAGAACGACACAUUCCAGGUUUAAAAUCUCACUCACAGCAGCAUAAGAUUCAACUUGCAACAUAAAACCAGGAAAUGCGCUUGCGAAGCUAAUUCAAAUGACAAAAUUGAUAAUUUGGGACGAGGCACCAUGACCAAUAAGUACUGCUAUGAAGCUCUUGAUCGGACUAUGCGUGAUAUUCUUCAACAUUCAUACGGUUGUGAUGGAAUGAGACCUUUUGGUGGAAAGACAGUUGUCUUUGGCGAAGACUUUAGACAGAUUUUACCAGUUAUUUCAAAGGGUAGCAGGCAAGAUAAAGUAUAGGCAACUUUAAACUCAUCCUUCAUUUGGCCAUUUUGCAAUGUGCUAAGGCUAACGAAGAACAUGAGAGUGCGAAGUGGAUCAGAUGAUCUUAAUUCUGCAUACAUACAGAGAUUCAUUGAUUGUAUAUUGAAGAUAGGGGACGGGGUUCUGGGUUAAAAUGACGAUGGAGAAUCAUAUAUUGACAUACCCGAAGUUUGUACGGGUACAUACAGUUUUAGGUAGGCACCAUAAAAUUUUCCAAACAAUAAUGAAAGAAAAGAACCAAGCGAUCUUAUCUACGGAGUAUUAGAAACCACCCGACAAAGUGGGUGAUAUAUUUGAAUAAAGGGAAAAGGUGCAAAUAGCCCCAUGUACUAACCAAAAAAGGUCAAAUAAGCCUAAUUUAGGAGGCUUUGUCCGGCCGUCGCCAUUUGGAGUGGUUCUCGGUGGCGUUUUUUGAUGAAAUUUUUUGAGCAUCUUAUUCAUUAAGUCUAGUUUCCUCAUACCAAAUUUCAGCUAAAACUUCAAUCGGGAAGGCAUUCAAAUGAAUUCUUGAAAAUAACUGCGCAGUUAGAAGCGCAGUUAUCUUCAAGAAUUCAUUUGAAUGCCUUCCCGAUUGAAGUUUUAGCUGAAAUUUGGUAUGAGCAAACUAGACUUGAUGAAUAAGAUGUUCAAAAAAUUUCAUCAAAAAAUUCCACCGGGAACCGCCUCAAAUGAUGACGGUCAGACAGAACUCCCUAAAUAAGAGCUUAUUUGACCUUUUUUUAUUAGUACAUGGUCUAUUUGCACCUUUUCCCUUGAAUAAAUGAAUGAAUAUAGGCAACAACUUUUACCGUUUCAAUUGAUAAUUGGAUAUAUAUAAAUGCCAAGCGAAUCGGGAGGCUGCUAUCAAGUCCACGCCGCACUCAGCUCCAUCGCUCCUCUACUAUCCGGCCGCUACCUGUAUGUAUACUACGUAUCAUUUGCUCCAUUACUCACAUCAAACUGAAGCAGCAUUUCCACUAUCACAUUCAUCUAAUCAUCACUCUCAAGAGAUCAGAUCGAUCCAAAUGGAGUUUUGUAAUCAUCACUUCAUAGUUCCCAACUUCCCAUCUCCAUCAUCAUCACCGCUUUAGCCAUUACCAUUAGAGAAACGGCAUCCCAAACUCUUCUCAAUGGUACUAAUGUGGCCGAAACCCCGACACCCCAAGGUGCCGGAUAUUUCGUGGCGAAACCCCCCAGGCGCGCCGGGUCACCGAAAUCGGCCAUCGGUUCACAGAAGUCCGCUGUCAUCAAUCAAUUCGUUGACGGGGCGUACGCGGAGGCAUACUGCGAGAUGGAGCACUCGGAGGUUUGUUUUCCAAAGGAGGUUUGGCAACAUACAAUCUUUUCAAGUUUUCAUGGCAAGGUUGGCAUGUACCAUGUAUUCCAUUAGUUCUACAUUCCGAUGAAUAGACACUCCUCAUCCAGCUUGUGAAUCAUAAGGGGAGUCAGCACAUUCGCCAAUGAUGUCAAUAUGUGUAUUUUAUCUUUAUUAAAAAAUUCUUGUUCCCAACUAUUGAGAAGCGAAAAGUGUGA
Cuscuta epithymum is the source of this 2499-nucleotide messenger RNA. The record is from the annotation of a GenBank genome assembly. Lineage: Eukaryota; Viridiplantae; Streptophyta; Magnoliopsida; Solanales; Convolvulaceae.